This is a messenger RNA of Fusarium falciforme, 7632 nucleotides long. Its product is annotated as Ras-GAP domain-containing protein. NCBI's taxonomy places the organism in Eukaryota, Fungi, Ascomycota, Sordariomycetes, Hypocreales, Nectriaceae. The record is from RefSeq and is a predicted model, not a curated record. The transcript is spliced from 11 exons. Gene Ontology annotation, biological process: regulation of GTPase activity. The coding region runs from base 1 to 7632 and encodes 2543 amino acids.
AUGAACGGCGACGCAAGCCUGGUCGGCUGUCUGGUCGACAGGCUCGCUACUAGACUCCCCCAUCGAGCUGGCACCAGCGGCCAGAGCCUGCAACAAGACGACAUCGUUCACGUUACGAGAGCCACCUUGGUCGAGCUCGGAAACACGUCUAUAUCCAUCGUCGUCGAAGCUCUCCUAGCCCUCCUCGAAGACCUUGCGCGCCCAUACAGUGGUGUCGCUGAGCACCCUAGCCAUGUCCUGGCCUCCGAGCUUUACAUUGUCGCCGUGAUCGCGGAUUGCUGCUCCGCGCAUUGGGCCUCGCUGGUCCAAGAUACAGAUUCCAACGCGAGCCCGACUCCGCCCCCUCUGGACAAGGUCAUCGUGAGCCGCCUGCUGGACGCGUUCAAGCAUCUCCUCGAACCCAUCCCCGAGAACUACGUCCUCCCCGCGCAGACCCUAUUGGACCGAGUUUCGAUACAAAAUGUCGCGAUUCCUCGCCCCGAAAGCUCCUCUAUCCUGUCCGAUGUCGAGAGUAUUGCCCCCCCAAGUGACGAGAAGUUCGGGGCCCAUCUGGCCGAGAUGGAUGCCCACGUCAAGACGGUAACCGAAUACGUCACGGCCUCCAGCUGGACUGCUGCCUUUGAGUACUUCAGAAGUGUUAUUUACACCAUUCGAACUACUGCCGUUUCUCAGCCGGGCACCACUACCGCAGGAUCCUUCCAGGAUGCCGAGAGGGCAGCUCUUGUAGUUCUGCGACUGCUCUCUUUCUUCUGGGUUGAUGGUAGCAAGCUUGGUCUAAUCAUACAGGAACUCUGUUCUAGUUUCCUCCAUUUCCGAAAGCCCUACCAAAAUACCAUCGCAGUAGUCACUCCUCUUCUGGUUAUGAGAUGGCUGGACCGAUUCCCGCGCGAGUUCGUUCAGCUGCACCAGCUUCACAAGCGCCUCGAUGGCGGCGCCGACACUCUUUUCGACAUGGCGCAAGCCGCGACUGAGAAUGGUAGACGCAAGGGCUUCUUUUACCCACUGCAGACGUCGCUGCUGUUCCUCUUGCCGGACGUCUUCGAGGUUGCGAGCAAUCUGCGGGAAGCAAAGAGCAGCAGCAUGGUGAAGAAGGUAUCGUUCCUCGAUGGACUACGGAAGGCGUUGAGAAAUCGCAAUGAGCAGGCGGGUUACUGUCUCGUGUCCUUGCUCCGCGCUGCUCGGCACUUUGACGUUGAGACCGACUCGGCCCUCGUGAGCUAUGCUCUGGAUGUUCAGGAUGAAGUUCGAGACGCUGUAUUUCGCCGCCUCGCAUCGCCCGUUGACUCUGCGCUCUUUGAACAAGACAUGAUGACGGCGGCCUUUGUGAGUCUGACUCACCUUAAUCUUGAUACUAGUGUUAGUGGUUUUGUCGAAUCCUGUAUAGCACCCAAUGCGCCCAACAGCUUCAAGCUCGCAGCGGUCCAAGGCUGCUCGUAUUUUGCGCAACAACCGUACGCUCUGAGGUACCACGAGUUAUUUGACACGGCAGUUCCCUUUAUGAGAACACAGCUUGAGGCUGAAAACGCCAAGGCGACCAGCAUAUCGAGCCAGAGGAGCGGCGAAGGGAUUGAGAUGGUGUGCAGCAUCCUCCAGUUCCUGGAUGCAUCUCCCGCUCGCCUACUGGAUGACCUAUCUGCGGAUGGAUCCGACAGUGGUUUCUUCAAAUCAUUCCUGCUUUGCGUCUUGUCCGAGGAGCCAUCUGUGCGGCGGCUUGCGACCGGUGUCGCAGAUCGACUCUUCAAGGGUCAUCUGGAGGCGUAUCGCAAGUUCGACACCGGUCGCCACUUUGGAACAAAAGAGCUCCGAGGCGAACUUUGGAGUCGAAGCUCCAAGGUUUUGCUCAAUUUGUGCGAGUCAAUCACGUUCCAGAAGGAUGAGCAGGGCCUGCUCGAGCUUCAAGAAUAUCUGGAAGCACGCCUUCUCCUGCUCAAGCACAUUCCGGAAUUGGCUGAGGUUCCCGCAGACGCGUCGGAUGUUGUCAGCGCCUCGUCAAAGCUCGAGACCACCCUCCUCAUUUCCCUCUGCUCCGCCAGUAUCACGACUUGCCAACUCGUCACCUCCUGUAUAGGGUUGUUCCUUCAAGAGUGCACAAUCGUCGAUAAGCAUGCAGCAUCGGCCAAAUCCUCUGCCUCCGUCCUGCGAAAUGGCGAGGUCUUUAGCGAGAUCUCGUCACGCGCAUUCCGGUUCACUGGACUUGUUGCAUUUCAAAAGAGAGUUCGGGGCUUGUUACGUCGCAUGGUGUUUCCGACAACUGGAAUUCUGAAUGCCUGGGAGACCGCCUUUGACCGUUGGAUUCACCUCGCGAAGGAUGUGUCGACAUCAGCCAUAGAGGCCGUGGACGAAAAGGCUCUGGCCGAGUGGCGCAACUACUCAGGUUUCCUGGCAUCUCUUGGUGGUAUCUGCACAGCUGACCAAGCCAUCAUCCUGGAAGAACCUGCUCUUGGCGGUCUAAGGUGGAUUGAUCGUGUGUCCUCAGAGCACUACGAAGAGCCUCUUCUCACACGAUACCUGAGGUUGAGUAUCCAACUCUUGGCUUGUGCCAAUGUGAGAGUGCGCGAGGCAAUGCGUGACGUGCUCGCAAGCGAGGUAUCCCCCGCCCUCUACCAUCCUCUGUUCAGAGCCUUGGAGUCAGAGCUGGAGGUCCUAUUCACUGGCGCUCUCGCUCCCGUCGACAAAGCUCAAGACAGUGAGGUAGUGUUUGCUGAGCAAGCUGCAUCUCUGUUACGGGCUUUGGUGGAGCGACUUGAGAGUCCCUCGGACUUGGGUGCCGCUUCCUCAGUUCACCUGGGCGCCCUCACGCUGAACUUUGCAAAGUUUCUGGAUGGCGUUUCUGAUACGCCAAACACCCUGAGGGUCAAGAUCCGCGUCUGUCACUUGUGCGAGGUUGUCACCAAACGAAAGGAACACCUGAAUCUGCGAGAUGACGUUCGGAUACGAAACCAGCUACUCGAAUACAUCUUUGGUUGGAUAGCGCGCCCUCGCUCGCCACAGCAUGGGCCUGGUUCCAGACAAGAUGACAUGGCCCGGGUUCAGAAGGACCUAGACAAGGCAUGCCUCAAGUCGCUGGCCGACUUGACGUUCCGACUGCCAUUGCAGCCAUCUGACAGCCAUACUGAUGCCGGGAUGAGUGAGAUGAAGUCCCAGAUGUUCCACACAUAUUUCAAUCGCUUCCUUUCCUUGUUGAAUCACGAGCCAUCCGAACUCACCAGAUCCGACACUGGUAUGAGCGUCGCGGUCCGCGAAGAGGCCGCAUCCAACUCCGAGUUGGCUAUCACAAUUCUUUCGAAUCUGCUCAGUGCCAACAUCGAUGUCGGACUGAAGCAUUCCCUGAACAUUGGCUAUCACGACAAUGUUGAGAUCCGCACAGCAUUCGUGAAAGUUCUCUACAACAUUCUUAUUCAGGGCACUGAAUUUAGCAACCUAACGGACUCUGCAGUGAGCGAAAAGUAUGAAGAGCUUCUCGAGUUGUUGACAAGUGAUAUGUCACUUGCUAUCUCUAUGGCCGUCGCUUGCCCGAGCACUGAUGUCGAUGAGCUCUCAAUCUGCUUGCUGACCGUGUUCGAGCAACGUGGACUUAUCUUUGAGUUGCUUGAGGCCCUCAUCAAGCAAGAAAUUGAGGACACUGAAAAUGAGGCCGAAAUCCUGCGACGAGGUUGUGUAGCAACUAAAAUGCUCUCUGUUUACGCCAAAUGGAAAGGAGCUUCCUACAUUCGAGCCACCCUCCAAAAGGUUUUGGAGCGUCUCAUGCUCACCUCAAAGGACCUUGAUCUGGAACUAGACCCUGCAAGAGUGAGCACAACAGACGAACUGCAGAAGAACGCCUUGCAGCUGCGAAUUGUAGCCAAGGUCUUCAUCGAUGACAUCUGUGCUUCAUCGUCAAACAUCCCACCAGCAUUCCGAAAGAUUUGCCAUAUUAUAUCCAACGCUGUUGUUCCAAGGUUCCCUGACGCCAAGUAUACUGCUGUUGGUGCUUUCAUCUUUCUCCGUUUCUUUUGCCCUGCCAUCGUUGCCCCGGAGGCCGAGGGCCUUGUAUCCACUGCACCUUCAAAGGAGAUGCGACGUGGACUGCUCCUUAUUGCCAAGGUUAUUCAAAACCUCGCCAACAAUGUUCUCUUUGGAGCCAAAGAGCCAUAUAUGUUUCCCCUUAACGACUUUUUGACUCAAAACAUCUACCACGUCACGACCUUUCUCCGGGAAAUCUCGGUGCCUCCUCACCAAUUGGAGGUCCAAGGCAGCACAGAGUCCUUUGAUUUCGGAUCCUGUGUGGCCCUUCAUCGGUUCCUCUACGACCACUGGGAUCAUGUUCGGCAGACACUUCUUGCGCGGGAACGGAAGGAGUUCGUGAGGGCAUCUGGAGAUGUUGCUCGGGGCCGCUCCCCAGUCUUGGAGCCGCUGAGAAAUCUCAUUGCAAAUCUUGGACCACCACCUCUGGCUGUUUCGUGGAACAGACCCCAAGUUUCCUCGAACAGCCCGCCGCUGUACUCACGGUUUCAGAACUUCAUGCUUCGAAACGCCUUUCGAAGUACUGAGUCCUUCCUCACGGCCCGGGCUGUGUAUGAUGGAGGUGAGAGCAAAGACGGUUUGUCCAUCAUCUGCAUCAUCCUUCGUCACAUCGAAACCGAGAGUAUCGACUAUGACACCCUGCUUUACUGUUACCUCAAGAUCGCCAGUAGGUUAUGGCAUCGCCCAUUCGGCCUUCUCAUUGACGCAACAUGUUAUAAUGGCCGAAACGAGCCCCAAGAUGACUUGUUCAAGAAACUGGAGCUUCUCACGCCUACGGAGCUUUCGCAGAACUUGACCCGAAUUUACGUCUACAACAUGAAUAGUGCAUUCAAAAGGUGCUUCCGGCGGCUGCUGAGAGUGUGCACCAAAAACGAGAAUGGUGUUUUCAAUCCGAAGAACGUCGAAUAUCACUUGAUUGGCAGUCUCCAAGACCUGCAAGCACACUUCCACCUCAGCCAGCUCCACCUACCGAAAGAGACGAUAAGCGUUGUUACGGAUACGCGAUACGUCUUUCAACCCAUCACUCGCCUGUCCAAGUCAAAGGGCAAGAUCGAAGUUAUCAUCAAGGUCGGAAGUCAAUUUGUGCAAGUGACAACGACCAAGAAGCAAGAGAUCUUUGCUGGGUUCCGCUUAGGUACCACUGUGAAUGAUAUUUUCCGCCUUGGUGAGGUUGACGAGGCCCCGACAUCAAUCCAGACUGAAGACGACUCUGCGUUCGGACUGCGAGCAGACAACGGAAAGAUCGUGAUGUACUUCACGAGCCCUAAAAAGGCGGAUGUUCUGCAGACUAUCCGGGGCGCCAAGGCGAAGUAUGGAAAAGACAACAGGACACACAAGUCGGUUGAACGUCUUAUCCGACCACAGGACCCACGAUCACAUCUUGAGGUUGUCAUCAUACAACUUGCUUGGGGCGCUCUGCAGGGCCUUCAAGUUCAGCUCUUCUUCCAGGAUAGUUUGCACCAAAGGUUAGCCCCUGCCCUCAUCGAUCUUUUGGAUACAGAUUCUCACCAUGGCUGUUUAGAUGUUUCUGUUCCCCUUGACCCGACUCGCUUUGUUGUAGAUAUCAGCAAGGAAUUAGCACUGACUGAACCCCAACUAACGUCAGAUUUCUUGACUGAAUUUUUCGUGGGCUGGGAGAGUUUCCCUGAUGAGCAAAAACCCUUGAGCCUUGCUUACAUGGCCCCUUGGCUGCCCGGCCUACGGACAAACAUACUGGCCAAUGAGUUAGAUGGGGAUAAGGGAAGGGAGAAGGUCGCCAUUCUGUUCCGCAAACUGAUCGACGUCACUGUCCAAGAUCAUGCUCUCAUCUACGCACUCGAGCAGUCAGUGUGGCCAAGGAUUACUCAAGAUGAGAUCUUACUCGAGAUAUUCCUCGAUGAACUCUUGAAGACCGCUAUGAGCUAUGGCUCGCAUGACGACCCCUUGGAAAUUAUCUCUUCUAUCGUGGUUGGUAUCGGCACGGUGACAUUGCGUGGCAAGAUUCUUUCAAGACUUCGCAAAGCGCUGAAUCGAUCGUCGCUGCGGCCGACGAAGUAUCUCCCGGACAACGCAGUCUGGGCCGAGAUCUGCAUCCUGCUGCGGUUUUGCUUGGCCCUGUCAUUCGACAAUGGUGUGCAGUCCCAGCUCUUCCUGCCGGAAAUUUUCCACAUUGUGACGAUGCUCGCCAACACUGGUACCCAAGACAUUCGACUCCUUGUUUAUCGAUUGUUGGUGAACUCGGUUCAUGCGGUGUGCACAUCGUUCAACUUGGAAGACCCCAAGGCCAGCAAGCUUCGGGCAUGCCUGGAUUUCCUCUGCGACCCUCGCAGUGACAUCUUCACAGCCCCUCCGGCUUGGCCCCGCGAUGGUGCGUCGGUUUCCACAUCCCAGGAAGCCGGCCCGGCACUUUCAGCAACCGAGAACCUUGCGUCAGCCCUGUUUGAAAUCUGCUCUGUCGCUGCACCCACUGUGGACUUGGCAAAUACUUGGCGGUCAAGGUGGAUGAGUCUUGUGGCAAGUACGGCAUUCCAGAACAAUCCUGCCAUCCAGCCUCGGGCCUUUGCUGUGAUGGGUUGCUUGGCUCGAGAAGAGGUGGACGAUGAUCUACUUUACCAAGUUCUUGUGGCUCUGCGCAACAGCAUCAGCCGGUUUGGCGAGGACCACAACAGCGAAAUGCUGGUCUCCAUUGUGACCUCCUUGUCGAAAAUGAUGGCGAAGCUUCCAUCUGCUUCACGCUACGGCCUGCAACUCUUUUGGUUGGCCAUGUCACUCGUGCGGCUUGUGCCUGCAACCCUGUUCAACUGUACUGCCCAGUUCCUUGAGGCGGUCCUCGCGAACAUUAGCACUGGAGAAGAUUUUCGUGGCAGCAACAUGGCGCCCCUCCUACUGCAAGGACGAAAUCCGCUUGAUGAAGCGGCCUUGCCACUUGAAGAGGUGUAUGGCAUUCACUUCGACUUGGAGAACUUCCACUUUGCUGUUUGUGCUUGCCUGGCGAGGGGCCUCACUGAUACGAUGACGCGUCAAACAACGAUGCGCGUUCUUUCAUCCUUCUUGGAGAUGACGUCUGCAGGAGACGAUGACGAGGAAGAUGCUGCAGAACUUGCGCAGGAAUCUCCAUACCUCAACCUCUUGUUGGCGCGUGCCGUGGGACAUGAGGAACUGAAGGAUAGCAUGUGGGCUGCCGGUAUCAAUGCUGACGAGAUUGGCCGAACAGUGGGCUCGCGCGGCCUGCAUGAUAUUGGCACCAUGCCUGACGACAAGCUGUUGCUCAUCACAGCCAUCGAGCUUGUCGACUUUCAGUACCUGGAGGACACUGUUCAGUCAAGAAGUCUCAGUUGGCUCAAUGAGCUGGCCACUGCCCGGCCUGGUGUGAUUGUGAACCUGUGCGGAGCUAUAAGGUCCUUGCUAGACGACACUUUGCUGCAUAGCCAGAACUCAACAACCCUUGGAAAUGCGCACACUUUGCUACGGACCCUCUCGUCCAACCCAAAGUUCUCACGGGCCUCUCGCACAAUGUCAGUUCUGACCGAGACAUUGGAUAAAAUGGGCUUUGGCGGCUUGUGGCGAUCUUGUUCGCUUGGGUCAAUGGAAGAGAUCAAUCGUGAUUAUCUUGACUUAACCGAAAAGCUUAUAGAGUUGAUCAUUAUCUAG